GUCCCCGCCCUCGUGGUCGCCGCCGCCGCGGCCGCCGAAGAGGAGCUGGGGGAGGACGGUGGCCCGCGAGGCUCGUCGCAGACAACGCGGCGGCGAUGUCCGCGAGCCAGGCGAGUGCCGCGGCGGCAGCGGCGGGGCCUGGCUUCGGCCUCGCUCCGGUUCCUGGGCCGCGGGUCAGCGGCCAGCGCGGGAGCAGCAGCAGAGGCGGAGGCGCCAGCUCGUCUCUCUCCUCCCCUUCGGCCUGAGCCGGGGAAGGCCGGGCGGCCCGGGUGGCUGGAGGGGGUCCGCUGCCCGAUAAUGGGAAUUCUCUUCACCCGGAUAUGGAGACUGUUCAAUCACCAGGAGCACAAAGUUAUCAUUGUUGGGCUGGAUAAUGCAGGGAAAACUACCAUCCUUUACCAAUUUUCUAUGAAUGAAGUUGUACAUACAUCUCCUACAAUAGGAAGUAAUGUAGAAGAGAUAGUAAUUAAUAAUACACGUUUCCUAAUGUGGGAUAUUGGUGGCCAAGAAUCUCUUCGUUCUUCAUGGAACACUUACUAUACCAACACAGAGUUCGUAAUAGUUGUUGUGGACAGUACUGACAGAGAAAGGAUUUCUGUAACCAGAGAAGAACUCUAUAAAAUGUUAGCCCAUGAGGACCUAAGGAAAGCUGGAUUGCUGAUUUUUGCUAAUAAACAAGAUGUUAAAGAAUGCAUGACUGUAGCAGAAAUCUCCCAGUUUUUGAAACUAACUUCUAUUAAAGAUCACCAGUGGCAUAUCCAGGCAUGCUGUGCUCUUACUGGCGAGGGAUUAUGCCAAGGCCUUGAAUGGAUGAUGUCACGACUUAAGAUUAGAUGAUCUCUGCUGACCUCUUCUCAUAGACUUUGUAUAAACAAAGUGCUGGACUUCACCUGAAAGCUGCAAAAAUUAAUGGUUUAGAUAUAUUUAUAAUAAACUGAUUUAAACUUUUUUCUAUAAGAAGAAAAAUUAAGACCACUUAUUUGAAACAAAGAUGAAGUCUCAUCUUCCAAUUCUGCUUUCUCAUUAGUUCCUUCCAAAGCAAGGUCUUAAAGCUGUGAUUGACAUUUUUCUCCUAAUGAAUCCUCUCAGGACAUUGUGUAGACUGUGGUAAGUGCAAAGGGAGAGGAAGAUAUUUUUAACUUUAAGAGCUUUAUUACCAGUAUAACCCUCCCUAGUUGAAUGUUCCCUUCUUGUUUCAUUAAGUAAAAGUACAAAUCAGCACAGAUACUCAGUUUCCAAUAUUUUAUAAUGUAAUGUUACUUAUGAAAGUAUUUUCCAUAAAGUUGUGUGUUUGUUGUGUAUAUACCUCAAGUGGAAGUUAAUGGCUUUGAUUUAUGUUCUAAAGAAAAGCAAAUAACACAAAAAUUAAUAGUAUCCUUAGUUAUAACCAUAAUCAGAUGAGUACUGGCAGUGGUGUUAAGUGCCAUUUUGUGCUUUUCCUCAAUGUUCUCUGUGUUACACUAGUCAACUCCCCAAAAUCAUUGAGCCGCUCUUUAUUUAAAAAAAAGAAAAAGGAAAAGGCUUGACAUCAUGUACCUGUUUUUCUGUUGUUGAUCAUAUUACAUACCUAGAAGUAUAUAACCUAAAUGAGUGGAAUAUCUCUCAAGUUCUUGGCUUAGAUUACUAAUGGCCAGAAUUGCACACUGAGCAGUUCCCAGAGUCUUCCCUUUAUUGGACCUGUGCCAUGUAAAUUACUGAGUAAAUUAUUGACCAUUAAUCAGUCAGUCAUUAAUUGUGAUUAAAAUUAUCAACAGGUUUUUUUUGGGCAUUAAUUGAAAACUUAUGUGAAAUUUGUCUACAAGAGAACUAUCACUAUCACCCUAUAAAUAUUACCAAAUAAGUUAGAGUCUUAAAUAUCAUAUUGUAUGUCAAACAUUUAAAGUGAAUUUGAGAUGAAAAGUAAAGCAUGUUUUAUAAGCAACAAAGAUUUCUUAACUUUAGAUUUUCUUAUUUCUUAGGAGUUGGAAUAGCUUGAGAUUUUUUUUCUGUUUUCUCUUACACCAUGUGAAUGCAUUGACAAUUACAAAACAAAUUUUUUUAAUGCUUUUAAUAAUUUGGUUUAAAAAUUGAUCAACAUUUUGGGUGGGUUAUUUUUAUUAAGUCCAAAAUUCUUUUUUAUGUUUGCUUAGGAUAUAUUUUGUCUCAGUAUCUGAAAGUCAAAGAUAUAAAUGUGUUAAAACAUACUCUUGGGUACUCUGUGUAUCUUUCAUGCCCUGAAAAUCUGAAGGCUAAUCCAAACUAGCAUAUCUUAGAAUAUUCAAGGAAAAAAAUAACUACUUUUAAUAACAGCCUUUUCGAUUUCAUGAAGCUUUGAUGAGGAACAAUAGUACGUAGGUAAGCAUUGAUAAAAUUUUGAAAAUUCCUUUCCAUGAAAUACAGUAUCCUCAGUAUCUAAAUCCCAAGUCAGGCCUGGGAAAUUAGUGAUAAAUAUUGGAUAUUUUGUGUUUUAUAUAUAUAUUAUAUUCAAAAUGCAAGUACAGCAUUUUAAUAUUUGUCAACUUUUACAAAAGUAAAUCCUAAAUUAUGAAGCCUUAUUUGUUUCAUAUGUUCUCUUUUUCAAAUCACUUGAAUUAAACUUGUUUAUCUAAAAAACUCCCUUAACCCAAAUCUAUUCAGUAGGUGUUUCAAUUUCAUCAGAGAUAAAUAUUUUGUAAAGUAGCCUAGCAAAUCCGCACCUUUUAUCUUUUUUUAAUCUUUCAACUUGAAUAGUCAUGGUUUAGUCCUUUUGAUUGCUGCCACAGUUUAGCAGUACACCAGCACAUUCCCUUGUCAUCAAGAUGUUGGCUAAAAUUUACUAUUAAUUGGAUUGUUUAAAGCAUGUAGUACAUUGUUACACUUGGUUUAGUAUAGUAGGGUAUGACACACAUGGAGUCAUGAGGAUGCAUGAAAUCUUAUGCCACAUUUACAAAACACGAUUUUUUUGUUAAGUCCUACCUUCCUAGGCUAAGCAUUAGAAACAUGGUGGUACUUAAAUACUUGUGCAUAAAACCAAAAUUACAAUGUGAAAAUUUUUUUAAUUCAUGUAUGAAAACACAUCAAAAUAAUUUAAAUGGUAUUAUUUCUAAUAAGAUGGAGAGUCUCAUCAAUAGUCAUAUUGGCAAUUUAUGUGUAGUUUAGUUGGAAUUAAGAGCAAUGCUUUUAGGUUUAUAAUAUGCUACUUUGGGGUGUAAACAAUCAUCUUAUUUAGGGUCAUUGUGCUCAGCUGUGUAAAGAACAAAGCUUCAUACCUCCAUACAUGUGGCUGGAUUUAAAUAUCCUGUGUUUGAUACUAAUUUUGAAUCCGUGUGGCUUCUCUUGAUACAUUGGUUAAAGUAACAUUAUGUUAUAAGCAUUUAAAUUAUGUUUCAUUUUGUUGUAAGAGCAUUUAUGAAAUCUUACACAUUAUAUUAAGGGUUCUUGUUUGAAAUUCUCAGUUCUCUCUUCUUUGGCUCUCAUAAAUGGGUAAAGAAUACAAUGAAGCAGGUGGUUUGGGAAACUGGGUAGGGAAAUGACAUUUUGCCUUAAGAAUAAAAAAGUGAUUUAGCACUGCUGGCUGGCUUUUUAAUGCAGGUAAAGUGAUUUUAAAAGUGUGGUAUGAAAUGGAAGAGUUUCUGCCUUCUGGCCUUUGAGAAGUGCCUAGUAGGUAAUUAGAGUGAGAUCACAGGGAAGUGCAGGGAGCUUGAGGAAAGGUAGGAAGUCCCUGGGAUGUUCUUUUCUUUUUUGCCUGAGUGUAUAGUGUUAAGAUGCCUAGAAAUGGGAUUCUGUUGUCCCUUCUUUUAUAGGCACUUUACAUUUUGUGCUGAGACUACAGCAACCACAUACAGUACAGACAACCUCAAAAUCUGUUUAUAUUAGUGUAAAUAGAAAAACUGUAGACAACUUUGUAGUUUUCUCUGCAGGCAUUUUUGGGAAUAUAUCUGUAGUGUGUUCUGUUUUGUAUAUAGGGGAGAGCAGCACAUCCCAUAGUAUCUGUGUACUUUGGGGUCAUCUUCUUUCAAUGCCUACUUGCAUCCUGGCUUCAUCUCUGUUUAAGGCUGGGUAGAGACAAAGUUUCUUUGCAUGGCUUAACUUUGACCCCUCCUACUGUCCAAUAUAAUCUGAAACUUCUCGCUUCAGGAUCGGCUUUCCCAUAGCUGAACUAUCUGUUGCACCUUUAUUUUCAUUCACCAUCAAUGAAGAUGUGGUAUCUUGGUCCUGGAGGUAUUCUAAACUUUGCCUGUACCCAUUUUCCCCACACCAGUAGUUUUUAGGUUCUUUAAUUCUUUACUAUCCCCCCACCACUGGCUUAAUUCAUUGAAUGUACUUUGCCCAUUAGAGAGUAUUGUGAAAGUUGUUGAGUACAUCAGAAGACUGGCUUGGUGUGUAUUCAGCACAUAAACGCCAGUAAUAGAAUCCUUUAAUUUAUACUGUAUUUAACAUUUUAAUGCUUCUUCAUUUUAGUGUUGUAUGCUGAAAAGUAGAUUCAGAAAGAUAAGAAAACUACCCAGACUGUCAGCUCCUUGAGCUACUAGAUAGGCAUGGAAGGGAAUAAGUUAUAUGUGUAUUAUCUUCCCAUUACCAAAAAUGAACAAUUUAAGUUGGAUAAGAUGCCAAACCAAACCUAUAUGUAGUAUUUAACCUGAAAACAUCCUUACAUCCUUAAAACCAUAGCCCUCAUUUCAUUUUCCCCCUCAUGUUUACUUAAAAAGCAAUGAUAAAUGUUAGAUGUGUAAAGGAAUUAGUAAUGAGAAACCCAUCUUUACAAAAAUGGACCUGUUGAAAUGGGCUUUAAAAGACAUCAAAAUCGUCAGCCAUCAUGAGUGUGUGCUGUGUAGAUAGACAUAAUAUAGAAAAAUUACUUCUAUAAAGUUCCACUAAUACAAAAAUAAGACUUCUGUAUUAUGCUUCCUCAAAGAAUGGUGAUUAUUUUAAGACCAUAAUGGUGGAGUAAAUGAAAGAAAAAGAAUUAAAAAGCUUUGGAUACUAAAAGUGACUGCUUCAAUUAAACCCUAAAAUUGUGUGUGGAAUUAUGAAGAAAUUGUAACAGGAUGAGUUAAUAUUAUCAAUUGCCUAAUCCUUGUGUAUUGUUCUAAAAACUAAAGUUUAAAUCUUUAUUGUCUUGCCUGCUAGAUAAUGCUGUUCUUUGGUAGAAAAUUCCCCUAGUCUGUACUCAAGAAGUGCCUAAAAUUUAUUUGUGUUGAUUUUUAAGUCCAUUUAAUAAAUGAUAUGUGUUUUCUAUGGUAUUAUAUGUGCUUGGCUUACUGUUGACACAGCUCUAAGGGUUUCUAAGUCACGAUUUGUGCUCUUUUUGAGUAAAAAACCUUGAAAUUGAAAAUACCCGUCAUAACCCUCAACAAACCCUAACUUAAGGAAGCAUGAGCAAAACCAUUUUUCUUUUCUAAUGGAGAUUAUUCUGUAACCUUGACAUUAGUUAAUUCAGAGACGAGACAACUGAACUCUAUUUCUAUUUUUUUAAAUAGUUUUAGUGCACAAAAUUACUGUGUGUUUUAAAAUAGUGAAAAUUAUUGCUUAUAAAAGAGUAACCUCUUAAUUCUCAUACUAAGUGAUUAGUAACUCUUGGUUGUAGCAUUUAUAUCUUGAGCCAUUUCAUGUGUGCAUAUUCCAAAAUCCUUCCUUUUUAUUUCGAUUCUACUUAUAAACCAAAAUAUUUGAUAGAACCCUGUUACAUUCCUCAAAUAAUGCUUCUGUCUUUUUUUCCCCUGACCAUAUUGAGUACCAUAAACUCUGAGAGCAAAGACCUGAUUGUAUUUGCAGCAAUGUGCGGUUACAUUGUUUUCGUAUUGUAAAUCAUCCUGCAUGGACAGUAAAUGUGUAUAUGAUUUUAAAUUAUUGUAGUGUAUACUGUUCUCUUCCCCAAAACUUCUUACAUUGGUGAUAUAUAUAUAUAAUAUUCCUCUAAUUGUUUUUGCUUGAAAUGAGUCCUUUAGAUUGGAGUAGGCUUUGCUUAAAUUACGUCCCUUAAGAUUCCACGAGAGGAAGUGAUACCUGCAGAGCACUUUUACAGAUACUUUCUGGAUUAAUGUUCAAGAUAACACAUGUAGGAAGAAAUUAUAAUGUCUAAAGAGGGCUCCUUUGGUUGCUAGAGAUGAGAAAAAUAUACACUAAUUUUAUGCUUAAAAUACAUUUUACUAAUUGUAUUGGUUUUAAAUAUGACAAAUUCUUCUUACAGCUGUUGAUCUUCCUCGCUAAUUGUAUUUUCCUAAAGAUGCCUAGAUGAAAAUCAGUUCCAACUAGUUUCUUUCUAAAGUCCCCCUCGCAAAUCGAGCUAGCUCUGUGUGUGUUGGCGUAAUUGAAGCUGCAUUUACUACCACAAAGAAAUUAGAAAACCUUUUGAAAAUGUUCAUGUUUGUUGUAUUGGGAUGCCUAAUAUGGUAAAAGGUUUUGACUCAAGCUUUGUAUGCAAGAAGAGGCAGACAAUUUGUCUAACCUCUAUCAUUUUAUGAACUUGUGUUUCUGUGUAUCCUAGGAAAAUUUUACACUCAAGGAACAUUCUAAAAAGUGAGGAUCUUAGAGCACUUGGGUGCUUUUGUAUUUCAUCACUGUUGAUGUUCCAGAUACCUGGGGAAAAAGUGCUGCAGGGUCUUCUUGCCAAGAUAGCUUCCCGGUGACCAGGGGAUAUUGAUGUUUCUGUGGAUGUUGGGAGGGAGUGGUAAAUGGGAGUAGAGACUUCUCCAUUGGUAAAGUAUUCCAAUCAGCUGCUUUGCAGAUGAAUUACUUCAUAAAAUUUGUAACAAUGUUCUUUUGUCCUUAGCUGACUAAAAUGUUAAGCUCCAAAAAUGUAAAGUGUUGGUCAGGUGACCAGUAGCAGGACCUUCUUGUAAUAAAUAAAGGAAUAAUGUUAAGGUAUGUGUGGGGGGAAAUGACAAAUAAGAUUUGACUGGUACAUUUCCAUGUUUGAUAUGUACAUUAAGUUUUAUUUUUUAAGUUGCAUGUUAACCUAGGAUAAAGUGUUGUCUCUGCUUUAUGCUUUGAGUAAAAAGGAAAAACAUGAAUUAAAUUGUUCUCUGGUA
Messenger RNA from Manis javanica (Malayan pangolin), 6989 nucleotides. It is a transcript of the gene ARL5A, whose product is annotated as ARF like GTPase 5A. Gene Ontology annotation, molecular function: GTPase activity; GTP binding. NCBI's taxonomy places the organism in Eukaryota, Metazoa, Chordata, Mammalia, Pholidota, Manidae. The record is from RefSeq and is a predicted model, not a curated record.